GUACUUCCAGCUCUCUCUCUCGAUGGUAUCCUGCAUGUCAGCAUUAUACAAGGCUCUUUCAACUACAAGUCCUUUGGUGAGUUUAUUGAGGGUUUAUUACUUCAUACCAACCCUUUCCCUGGCCCAAAUUCUGUAAUCGUCAUGGACAACUGCCAAAUUCACAAGUCAGACUUGGUCCUUGAGAUGAUACGAGAAGUGUCAGUAAUGCUAUUUGUAUUGUUAAUUGAAUAA
Messenger RNA from Suillus paluster, 231 nucleotides. RefSeq lists its product as uncharacterized. The transcript has a single exon. NCBI's taxonomy places the organism in Eukaryota, Fungi, Basidiomycota, Agaricomycetes, Boletales, Suillaceae. The annotation marks the transcript as partial. The record is from RefSeq and is a predicted model, not a curated record. Gene Ontology annotation, molecular function: nucleic acid binding.